Trematosphaeria pertusa is the source of this 1101-nucleotide messenger RNA. Its product is annotated as transcription initiation factor IID, TAF10 subunit. The record is from RefSeq and is a predicted model, not a curated record. Gene Ontology annotation, molecular function: RNA polymerase II general transcription initiation factor activity; promoter-specific chromatin binding. Gene Ontology annotation, biological process: transcription initiation at RNA polymerase II promoter. The transcript is spliced from 2 exons. NCBI's taxonomy places the organism in Eukaryota, Fungi, Ascomycota, Dothideomycetes, Pleosporales, Trematosphaeriaceae. Bases 76 to 738 code for a protein of 220 amino acids. Gene Ontology annotation, cellular component: transcription factor TFIID complex; SAGA complex; nucleus.
CACCCACCAGCGCAUUGUCCGCCUCCGCCCGCCUUCACUCACCGUCCUACAGCCUCAGUAUCUGCUUACGUCACAAUGGCGGAGAACUCGCAACCACCCCAGAGCGCGGACGUUGAGAUGGACAACGAGCUGGACGCGACCAUCGACGCUGAUAUCAAACCCGAGCCGACCCAACCUGACGCCAUGAACCUCGACGGCGCAAAUGACGCCGAGGCGCCCGCAAGAAAUGGAGUCGCAGAGAUCCCGCUAGAAGCGCGGAUCCCGGCAAAGAAAGAUGCCACCCUGCGCGAGUUCCUAUCCAAGAUGGACGACUAUGCGCCGAUAAUACCAGACGCAGUCACAAACUAUUACUUGACAAAAGCAGGCCUACCACCGCCGCCACAGACCUCUCCGCACCUCGCCCGUCUCCUUGCUCUCGCGACACAGAAGUUCAUAGCCGACAUCGCCGCCGACGCAUACCAAUACUCCCGCAUUCGCGCUUCCAACACUACGAGUAAUAAUCCUAUGGGCGGAUUAGCGGGCGGAUCAGGACCGCAAGGAGCAGCUGCGCCAGGUGGAGCACAAGGCGCCAAGGACAUCGCCAAAGCAAAGGAUCUCGCCCUCGGCGCGCCGAGGCCAGGCUAUGGUGGCGGUGGACAGGGUGGCAGUCAAGGGCGGACUGUGCUUACGAUGGAGGAUCUGGGUAUGGCCGUGGGCGAAUACGGAGUCAACAUCAAGCGGGGAGAGUUCUAUCGAUAAGGGAUCAUCUCCCACGUCACACGAGCGCCAAAACACGGCGAGCAUACCACCCAGGACCGGGGCCACUAGACACGCUGCGCAGCACAUUUGACCACGCAAUUGAUUAGGACAACCAGCAUCUCGACGGGUGCAUAGUAGAGCAUACAAAGCUUACAAAAUUCCCAUCACGCUUCAAGGGAACAUCCAUCUCAGGCGGCAACUUUGACAGAGGAGUAAUUCCGGUCUCGGCUUCCUUCUAGCAUCAUUGGCGUUGGGUUCAAAGUCUUUGGAAGGACGGCUUGCGCAGUGCAUGCCUAUCGAAUUUGUACAAUAAAAGUACAGCAAUUGAGGCUAGAAAGACCUCCAAAUGAUACCCUAACUCCU